Molecule: messenger RNA, 1580 nt
Organism: Drosophila obscura
Lineage: Eukaryota; Metazoa; Arthropoda; Insecta; Diptera; Drosophilidae
Product: mitochondrial basic amino acids transporter
Exons: 5
Coding region: 485-1552 (355 amino acids)
Biological process (GO): mitochondrial L-ornithine transmembrane transport
Cellular component (GO): mitochondrion
Molecular function (GO): high-affinity L-arginine transmembrane transporter activity
Source: RefSeq, a predicted model, not a curated record
UUGAGUUUCACAAACACAAAACAGCUGAUUUCAAAAUUUUCAAAUUGAUUUGUUAUUAUUUAAUUUUUAGAUAUAUGUGGAACAGCUACCACUAGUCGAUGUACUUGUCUUUAGUUUUUCGAGAACAAUAUAACUGACUUGAGACAAAAUCAGCCAUACACUGCUUGACACGUUGCAAAUUACUCGAGCGUGGCUUAUUAUAGAAAACUAGCGAACUAUCGCAACAAGUGGGAGACAAAAUUGUAUAGUCACAUUUGUGGAAUUUGGGACGAAAUAUGUAAACAAGGCAAGAUAAGACGAUAAGCGCGGAUGGACUCAAUGCAGGAGUGUGCGAUUCCCUGGAUUGCCAUUAACUAUAAUAAAUUAGAAUCAAGCGUUAUCACUUGGCAGGGGGUACACGAUUGCUGACCAAAGAGAAUAUACAACGAAAAAUUACCAAGACUGAGAUUAAUUUGAAUCUACAUCUGAAGGCUGAGCACAAAGAAUGUUUGUGGAUUUUAUUGCUGGCCUAAUGGGGGGUGCUGCAGGAGUGCUUGUUGGCCACCCAUUAGAUACUGUAAAAGUUCAUUUGCAGACUGAUGAUCCAAAAAAUCCAAAAUAUAAAGGAACAUUUCAUUGCUUAAAAAUAAUAAUACAAAAAGAUAAUAUCCAAGGUUUAUAUAGAGGAAUAAGUAGCCCAAUGUCGGGAAUUGGAUUAGUAAACUCAAUCGUUUUCGGAGUAUAUGGAAAUAUUCAACGCUUGUCCGAUGAACCCAAUUCACUGCUUUCACACUUUUAUGCAGGCUCUAUUGCUGGUCUAGCGCAAAGUUUUGUAUGUGCACCGAUGGAGUUAGCGAAAACAAGACUUCAAUUAUCGACACAGAUUGACAGUGGAAUUAAAUUUACUGGACCAAUCAACUGCAUUAGAUAUAUAAUAAAGACAGAAGGUGUACGCGGAGCGUUUAAGGGCUUAACAGCCACCAUUUUCAGAGAUAUUCCAGGAUUUUCCAGCUAUUUUGUAUCCUAUGAGUUUCUAAUGCGACAGAGAGAAAUUCCUAAUAUCCCAUACACUCUUAUGGCUGGAGGCUGUGCUGGAAUAGCGUCAUGGCUAGCCUGCUAUCCCAUUGAUGUAGUAAAAACGCAUAUGCAAGCAGAUGCUCUAGGAAAAAAUGCUAAAUACAAUGGAUUCAUCGAUUGUGCAAAAAAGGGCUUUAAAAAAGAGGGUACCUUCUUUUUCUUUCGAGGAUUGAACUCUACUCUGAUACGAGCUUUUCCAAUGAACGCAGCUUGCUUUUUUGUGGUUUCAUGGAUAAUGGAUAUUUUCAAUAAAAGUGGUAUGGAUAUGGUAAUGAGCUCUGAUAACCCACUAUAUCUUGUAAACUUAGAAAAUACGACCCAAGAUAAUCUGGGGAACACGUCCUCAAAAAUUGAAGAAUUAGUAAGAAACAUUAUAACUGACGACUCUAUUUUAGUACAAUUUAUUUCCACACAUCAGGACAUAACUCCAAACCACUUUACAAAUAAUAUUUAUAACGAUUCUGAUGAUUUAAAAAGCCAUAUGGAAUCUAAAUAAAAAUCAUAAUAAAAAUCGAAUAUCUAUA